CGGACCCGCUCCGGGCCGGGCCGGGCCGCCCCUCGCCUCCCGCAGCACCUGCGCACGGGGGGGGCGGCGGCCGCGCAGCGCCGGGGAGCCUCGGGCCGCUCCGGUACUUCCUUUCUGACUUUCAGUGGCAGAGAGAAACUAAAGACCUUGAAGAAAGACGCCUGCGGCCCCUUGCUUGGCAGUAACAAUGCUGCAGCGAUGAGAUUAUAGUGAGCCCUUCCUGUGUGGCCUCCAUGGGUCCCACUCAACUCAGCACACAGGAUCAUGGGAAGAGGGUGGCAAGUGUAUUUGAGAUGGAGGAGGAAGGGCUUUCACUCUUACCUGGCUCAGAAAACCCCCCUGAGCAAGCAGAAAAUCCCCCCCUGAAGCGGAAGAAGGGCCCAGCGCCGAAGAUGCUGGGCAAUGAAGUGUGCAGUGUGUGUGGGGACAAGGCCUCCGGCUUCCACUACAACGUGCUGAGCUGUGAAGGCUGCAAGGGCUUCUUCCGCCGCAGCGUCAUCAAGGGUGCGCAGUACGUCUGCAAGAACGGUGGCAAGUGUGAGAUGGACAUGUACAUGCGGCGCAAGUGCCAGGAGUGCCGGCUGCGCAAGUGCCAGGAGGCAGGAAUGCGGGAGCAGUAUGUUCUGUCUGAAGAACAGAUCCGACUGAAGAAAAUGAAGAAGCAGGAAGAUGAUCAGGCUCGGACAGUGGUGGUGCGUCCAAACCCUCCGAAUCCGCCAAGCCCUUCCCACAAGCUGACCCCUGAACAGCUGAGCAUGAUAAAGAAGCUGGUGGCUGCUCAGCAGCAGUGCAACCAACGCUCAUUCACUGACAGGCUCAAAGUGACGCCAUGGCCCCAAAUUCCAGACCCUAAUAACCGUGAAGCAAGGCAGCAGCGUUUUGCUCACUUCACAGAACUUGCAAUUAUCUCUGUGCAAGAGAUUGUGGACUUUGCCAAGCAACUACCUGGCUUCCUGGAGCUCACUAGGGAAGAUCAGAUCGCUUUAUUGAAGACGUCUACCAUAGAGGUGAUGUUGUUGGAGACAUCUCGGCGCUAUAAUCCAGAGAUUGAGAGCAUCACCUUUCUUAAGGACCUGAGCUAUAAUCGGGAUGACUUCGCCAAAGCAGGUCUGCAGUUUGAGUUCAUUAACCCCAUCUUUGAGUUCUCAAAGGGAAUGAAUGAGCUACAGCUGAACGAUGCCGAAUAUGCACUUUUAAUCGCCAUCAACAUUUUCUCUGCAGACCGACCGAAUGUGCAGGACCAGUCCCUGGUGGAGAGGCUGCAGCACACCUAUGUGGAAGCCCUUCAUUCUUACAUUUGUAUCAACAGACCAAAUGACCGCCUGAUGUUUCCACGGAUGUUAAUGAAGUUGGUCAGUCUUCGGACACUGAGCAGUGUCCACUCUGAACAGGUGUUUGCCCUUCGGCUGCAGGAUAAGAAACUCCCUCCCCUGCUCUCAGAAAUCUGGGAUGUGCAUGAGUGACCGCAUGCUCCCAGGGCACUGACGUGCUGACAUAAUGCCAUCUCCCAGCCUUUGCUAAUGAGAAGCCAGCUUUCCCUCUCCAAAACACUGAACUCUGGGCUCAGCAGUGCAGGGAGUGAUGAGCCUGGGGUUUCAGUGUUGUCAUGAGACUAUUCAGGAGGCAGCUGGGGUAGAUCAGAUUGGGGGGGUUGGUUUUAAUGUAGUGCCCAUACCCCAAAGGAAUGACACAAAACAUCUGAACACAGUAGAAAUUAAGACCUUCCCCCAUCACGCACCUCUUCCUUCUGAGUCUUUUUCUUCUCUAAGCAUGUCUUGAGGGUUUGCCCAUUGAUACUCUCCUUUCUCUUGUUGAUUAUGAAAAGGCAAUUGCAAGAAAUUGCCAAAUCCUCUCUAUUGAGAGUAACCCAGCUCAAAAGGCUUCUGCAGGGUCCCCAGUGUACCUGGAUCUGAGGAGCUCAGGGAAGUCAAUGUGGAUGUUCUAGGGGUUUCACUGGGUUUCCUAUAAAUAAAAUCUCUUGUAUGUGCUGCCCUUUACGAUUCCAAGAGAAGUAGCUUGUUAUUUCUGUAUUAUGAGACUUCAUCUCUAGAGCUGCCCUUUCAUUCUGGCCCUCCUUUGAAAAAGGAUUCCUCUAAUAUGUAGUGCCCUUCAUCUAACAGGGAGGUCCUCUGGAUAGGGAAUGUUUGUACAUCAGAAGGAUGUCAGGCAUAAAGUAGUGGACUAUUUUUUUACUGUAAUACAUGACAGUUUUAUCUCGUGGUGGUUCUCAGCCAGUUCACUCUACCUUCGAGUCGCUAACAGCUGGAAAACUGUAGUUCCACACAAAUCAGGGCAUAGAUUUUACCUUUAGGAGUGGAAUAGAAGAAAGAUAGGUGGGAAGGACUGGUACCUAGGCAAGGUAGGUGUGGUGGAAGGAUCCUAAAAACUUCCAAGAAUUUGGAGCAUGCGGCAUGUGUUCCAAGGUAGGUGUGAAGAUGUAUUGGCCAAGGAGAGAGGACACACUGCAUUUGGUGAAAUACGUGGGCAUUGCAUAAACUGUGGGCUGCACAACUUCCAGAUCACGGGCUGCAAGAAUAUUGGGUGUAACCAGAUCUGUCUUCUUGCUUUUGCCAAAGUCUUUCCAAGGUACUUGCUCAAGGUUUUAGUGAUGGUCAUGGGACUUGAAGGUCCCUCCUGUAUGAGGAGUGCCAACUGCUUUAGAAGGACACUUGGGUCUUGUAUCCUUUCUUCACCCUGGGCACUGUGAGAUCCACACUGGAUUUAUGUCCCAAGUUCAUAAGUAUCCACAUCCAUAAGUAUUCUAGGAUUUACACCAAUAUUUUGUUUGCCAUAAGAGAAAUAAUACUCUUGUAAAACCCGUUCCUUCCUUUCUAAGAAACAACACCUUACGGCUGAUCUCAAGAGAUGUAACCUUUAGUAUCCUGGUAGCUUGGUCUCAUGAGUCUUCUCUGUGAUAGGGGUCUAUGUUUGCUUGCCCGGUGAGCAUCCCAAGAACCGAGGUUCACAUGGCUCAUUUUUUGUUUGUUUGUUUGUUUUUUGGUUGGUUUAUUAUUUUUUUGGCUGUGUAUCUGAGCGCUAUGCCCGUGGUGAGGGUAUCGUGUCCAUUUUGCACUUGAGGUUGGUCCCCUGCCACUGGCCUUCACUCUGCACCUUUGUAAAGCAUUUGUAACAAUCUGUAAAAUAAUCUGUUGUUUUUUAUAACUCGUUGCAAUUGCAGAAAUUCUUGUUUAAAUCUGUAUUUUUAACUAAUCUGUUUGAGAAAUGUUAAUGUUUAUAUAAAAGAAUAAAGCCUAAUACAGGAUUUUGACAUUC
Messenger RNA from Pezoporus occidentalis (night parrot), 3273 nucleotides. It is a transcript of the gene NR1H3, whose product is annotated as nuclear receptor subfamily 1 group H member 3. The record is from RefSeq and is a predicted model, not a curated record. Gene Ontology annotation, molecular function: nuclear receptor activity; RNA polymerase II cis-regulatory region sequence-specific DNA binding; zinc ion binding. Gene Ontology annotation, biological process: cell differentiation; negative regulation of transcription by RNA polymerase II; lipid metabolic process. NCBI's taxonomy places the organism in Eukaryota, Metazoa, Chordata, Aves, Psittaciformes, Psittacidae. The transcript has 9 exons. The coding region runs from base 234 to 1463 and encodes 409 amino acids.